AUGAAUUUACAAAAUGAAAAAAAGAGAAAAGGUGGAGCUGCUCGUUUACGUGACAAAAACAAAAAAAAAUUGAUUGAAACAUCAUCGAAAUGUUAUAAUAUAGAGCAAAUGUUUACAAAAAAAAACGCACUGAUUGCCAACAUUCCUGUUAUAUUACCGACACCAAAUAAUACAGUUUUAGAACCAAAUAAUGAGACUUGUAGUAAUGCAUUUGAAACUAGUAUAAGUAAAGACAAUAAUCUAGAUGAAUAUAGAAAUGAAUCUAAUAUUGAAGAUAAAGAUAUUAUAGAGAAGGUAAUUGAUAUUUCUCUGAAUAAAAAUCAUACUCCGCAGCAACCUAUGUUAAAUUUGUUUCCAAGAAAUCCAGAUAAUAGAUCUUUUAAUGCAAAUUACUAUAAAUUAUAUAACUGGAUUGAAUAUUCUGUGUUAAAUGAUGCAGUGUAUUGUUUUGCAUGUAGACAUUUUUCAACAAAUAAAUGUAUUCGUGGCCAAUAUAGUGGUAACUAUGUAUUCAUCAAUCGAGGAUUUAAUGGUUGGAAAAAACAAUCUGUGUGUUUGAAGAUUCAUAAUGAAAGUGAUAGACACAAGUCCAGCAUUGAAAAAUGGACACUUUAUUUGAGUACUAAACAAAAUGAUAGCUCUACUCUGUAUCUUGCAAAGCAAGGACUUGCAUUCCGUGGCCAUAAUGAAGAAAGAGAGUCCUUAAACAGAGGUAAUUUCAUUGAACUAUUAGAGACAUUUGGAGACAAGAACACAAUAUUAAAAAUGCAAUCAAGGUACGGUCAUUAUACAUCCCACGAAUACCAAAAUGAUUUAAUAAGUGUUAUUGCUUCAUCUACAAAAAAUAUAAUUUUAAAUAACAUGUCUGAGUUUUCUGCAUUUAGUAUCUUAGUUGAUGAAACAAAAGAUGCGAGUAAAAAAGAGCAACUGAGUUUCUUGAUCAGAUUUAUUGAUAAAAACUAUAAUAUUCAAGAAAAAGCUCUUGGCUGCUAUCAUAUGGAAAAAUGUGACGCAGAUUCAUUAAGUAAAGCUAUAUUAAAAAUUGUUUCGGAAAAUAAAUUAGACAUAAAUAGAUGUGUAGCCCAGUGCUACGAUGGUGCAUCAGUGAUGAGUGGAUCUUUUACAGGUGUACAAAAGAGAAUAGCAGACAUUGUUCCACAAGCUAUAUUUAUACAUUGUUAUGCACAUCGGCUUAACCUAUGUUUGUUAAAUUCAAUUCAAGACAUAAGAUCUGUGGUAAACUUUUUUGAUACUAUUCAAGGUAUUUAUACAUAUUUAAUGAAUAGCCAAACCAGAUAUGAGUUGUUUACUAAAAUUCAAAAGGAUAAAAAAAUCAAGGUAUUACAUUUGGAAAGAUUAGUAGAAACCAGAUGGUCUUAUUGGUAUACCUCGCUACAAAAAAUAAAACAGAGAUACUCAGAAAUUAAAGAAGUUUUGACUAUUUUAACUUUGCAAGGAGAUCAAACAGCUAGAGCCUUCAAAUCAACUAAAAAAGAUCUACAGGGUUUCCGUAAUGAAGAAACAUUCCUUCGAAUUUAUGAUAAGUCAAAAUUAUUUGCUAAAAAAAAUGGAUUAGCUAAUGAUGAAGUAAGAAACACAAGAUUAAAAAGAAAUUGUACAUUGAAUAAAAAUUUAGAUGACUACUUAGUGGAUUCUACAUUGGGAAAAACUCAAAACAUAAAUACUACACAAAAUGUAAAAAGCGAAGUUUUCUAUGCUAUUAUUGACAGAUCUUCAAUGGGUGACAAACGAUUAAGCGAUUUAAUGGUCAUAGCGGUAGAAAAAGAAGAUGCUAACAAAAUAGAUUUAGACAAAGCAGUAGAUGUAUUUUCUAAACUAAAAACUAGAAGGUAUAAGCUAGAAUAG
This is a messenger RNA of Melanaphis sacchari, 1866 nucleotides long. RefSeq names its product zinc finger MYM-type protein 1-like. Bases 1 to 1866 code for a protein of 621 amino acids. The record is from RefSeq and is a predicted model, not a curated record. Lineage: Eukaryota; Metazoa; Arthropoda; Insecta; Hemiptera; Aphididae. The transcript is spliced from 7 exons.